AUGCUUGCUUUUUUUCUUCUAAGUAUUUCAGUUUCUAAAGAUAUAAUCAUAGCUGAUAAAGAAAAGAGUUAUUUUAAGUGCAUGUAUCCAGCACAAUCAGAUAAAAACCCAGAUGUUUGGAGAUAUUUCCACGGAUGUGAUGAGAUUGCGAAAGGUAUACGUAAGAUCACCGGGUCGAAGAUGGAUAUCAUCACUGAUGCAAGUAAUGAAAUGCAAAACCUUAUUUUAGUUGGACCUACAAAAUUAUCACCCAAAAAUCAAUAUACACCCACUGUAAGAGGAACAGACUUUUUUGAGAUUCGGUUUCACAAUGGAAAUCUUGCUAUCUUAGGUAAUUGGUAUGGUUUCUUAUACGGAUGCUUUGAAAUACUAGAAAAGUAUGGUGGUGUUCGUUACUACGCAAGUUGGAUGUAUGUUUAUCCACCAGCCGAUUCUUUUAAAGUUCCAGACGAUGUUAACAUAAUUUCGAAAUCACCGUUUCUUUAUCGUGAAUUUUGGUCAUCAGAUUUCACCUACACAGAUUUUAAUGAAAAAUCAAGAGCAAAUGUAUGGUUGCCAAAUUACUACGAUUGCGAAUCAUUUGCUUAUUUAAUGAAAUCAGAUAAAUAUCCACUAAGUCAAUAUCCUACAAGAUUUGCCGAUCUUGGUAAUGGACAAAGAUCAACCUGGGUACCAUGCUUAUCAGAUGACUUAACAUUUGAAAUAUUCAUGGAUAAGAUUUUAACAGAUUUGCGCAAAAGGGAAGUUUACUUAGUUGAUGUCAGCCAAUCAGAUACAGGCGAACAUUGUUUAUGCGAAAGAUGUAUGGCUAAGUAUCAUCAGUACGGUGAUCGUUAUUCCGGUGUUAAUUUAUGGUUCAUAAACAAAAUUGCAACGGCAUUAGAAAGUGAAUUUCCAAAUGUAUUAGUUAGAACGUUUGCAUGGGGAUUUACGCUUGAUGCACCAGCGAACAUCAAGGCUCAUAAGAAUGUAAUCAUCAGAAUAACUCCAAUUAUGAAUGAUUACGGACAUCCAUUUGAUGGAAACUUCACUGAUGAAAAUAGACAUCUUAUGAAAGAACUUGAUAAAUGGAAGCAGGUUGCAAAUCAUUUCUAUGUUUGGGAGUAUUCAACAAACUUCAUACAUAUUAUGAGUUUCCAUCCAAACUAUCACACAAUUGCGGCAAACAUGAAAAUGUAUGCAAGAUACGGCUUCGAAGGUGUAGGUUCGCAAGAUGCUAAUUUUGUCUUUGUUGAUUCAACUGGCAGAUUUAUUCCAAGAUUCCAUAGUGAUAUGCAAGAAUACAAGGCAUAUCUUACAUUGAAGCUGUUGUGGGAUCCAGAUCAAGAUGCUGAUUAUCUUGUCAAUGAUUUCUUAAAUGGUUUUUACGGUCCAAGUGCAGCUCCAUAUGUUAAACAAAUUCUUGAUGAUACAAAGGAUCUUAUGUUCAAUGAUUACAAAUCAUUUGUUACAUUAACACAUCAUGAUGCUCGUCUAUGGUUUAUUCCACAAGAAUUCAUUGAUCACAUCAAAAAUCUUUGGGAUUUAGCAAUCAAGGCAAGUGAAUUAGAUAGAAAGAUUGAUCCUCGAUACGUUUACAACACAAAGAUGGGUCAACUUUCAUCACUUUACACACAAUUCAUGAUCUAUAAAGAUCAAACAGUCAAACCAUAUAUCAAAGAUGGAAAAGUUUAUAUUGGAGGCAACGAAAAGCUUACAUAUGCAGCUAAAACUAUGAUGGAAAGAUGUCCAGGACCAUUUGUUAUCAAUGAAACAUCAAAAGGAGCAUGCGCAUUCACAUAUAACACUGCCGCUGAUGCACCACUUAGAACAUUAAUUAAACAGUAUUCAGAAGGUGUAGCAGUAGAUAUUAUUAAGAGUGGAGAUUUUACAGCAAUUUCUGCACCUAAAUCAGUUAUUGAUGGCAAAAUCAUUUCACUGAAGAAAGGAAAUACAGAAUUUUUACACAGUGAAGAAGGAAUUUAUUUUGGCUACUUCACAAACACAGCAGGAAUUUUUACACAAUAUUCAUAUGAUUAUCGGUUGAAAGGAAAAACAGAUUCAACAGUUACAUAUACCGUAACUUCAUCCGAUAAAAGCUAUAGUACAACAAAGAAAUACACAGCAACAACAGAAGGAGUUAAUUUUGACGUUCACUACACAAGGAAUGUUGCAGGCUCAAAUAUGCGUCCAGUUAUGAUGGUUACAUUGAAUAUCAACGAUGGCACAUUUGUUGGUUACAAGAUUGGUAAUAAAGAAUGGAAAUCGAAACAAUUGAUGAACAACAUGGAAUUCGAUCAUUGUGGUGGUACAUUAGAUGGUGUUGGCCAAGUCAGUGUUAUUGAUCCAACAAGUCGAAAAGGUGUCGAUAUCAAAGUUCCAGAUUAUUUCGAAUCAGUUGUUAUCCACAUUAACAGGACAUCACAGAAGAUUCGUCUUUCAUUUGUUGGUCCAUAUGUUACUCCACCACAAGGUUAUUCUGUUGACCACCACUUCGAAAUUCAUCCAAUUGAGAAAAACAUUAAAGCACCAUCAUUCACUAAAUCAUUUGACUACACUACACAUGACCCUAAAAUCAAAUAUGGACUUGCUAAAGGAGAUAAAUUUGUAUUUCCAGACUUUAUGAUGAAAUAUGAAAAUUACGGUGCCGAACGCGUAAGUGUUGCAGAUCCUUUGUCUUCUACAGGACUAAGUGUCCGACUUGGUCAUACAAUUUGGCCAACAAUUUAUUUCAAUCCACAAAAUGUAUAUCCGUACUACUUCUUUAAGGAAGGAGUUUACAGAGCCAAUUUUACAGUGAAAUGUGUUAAUCCAAAAUUAACUGAUUUUCAAUAUGCUGUUUAUGGCUACAGUCAUCCUUACGAUUCCAACUAUGAUGGAUGGUAUAUGCCUCCAAAAGAUUUCGGUGAUAACGAAUACAAAGUCAUUGUAGUACCAAAAGCAACAAUGGUUAAUCAUCGUGUGGAAUUUGUUGUAACAAACAAACCGGAUUGCUGUGAUUAUAUUCACCUAAGCGAAUUUUCUUUUAUUGUUGAAAAACCGCCAACACAAGAUUCAGUGAAAUCAUGGCCAGAACAAAGUCUUAACAGAAUAAAGUCUGCAAACCAUACUGAUUUAAAUAAAUCAGAAAAAUCAAAGAAAUGGAUUCCAGCAGUAAUUACAGUAUGUGCAAUUGUUGUUAUUGCUGCAAUUGUUGUCGGAGUUAUAUUCAUUGUUAAGAAGAAGAAAUCAGAUGGCUCAAACGAUGUAGAAGAGAGAAAUGAAUCUCAAAUGAGUAUUGCAUAA
Trichomonas vaginalis G3 is the source of this 3264-nucleotide messenger RNA. Its product is annotated as coagulation factor 5/8 C-terminal domain-containing protein family. The record is from RefSeq and is a predicted model, not a curated record. Bases 1 to 3264 code for a protein of 1087 amino acids. Lineage: Eukaryota; Parabasalia; Trichomonadida; Trichomonadidae. The transcript has a single exon.